AAUUAAGCACCAUGGAGAUUACGGUGGAAAAUGAGGAAUCUCGGAAUCACGGUGACCAAAAGCUCCCUCUCCUGCAAGACAUACCCCUACCUGAAGCAGAAGAGAAAACCCUCAUACAGAGAGCCAUUAGCCAAACAUUUCAGAGCACGGCUCAUUUAGCCAAUCUUUUACCUACUGGAUCGGUUCUUGCAUUCCAACUUUUGUCACCUAUUUUCACAAACCAAGGCGAGUGUGACUGGGUCAGCCGGUCCUUGACUGCUGGGCUGAUAGCUCUCUGUGGGCUGUCAUGUUUUCUAUUGUGCUUCACCGACAGCUUCAAGGACAAGAAUGGGAAUGUUUGUUAUGGGUUUGCCACAUUCCGGGGGUUGUGGCUCAUUGAUUGCUCAGCAAAUCUACCACCAGAAAAUGAUGCCAAGUACCGGCUGCAAGUUAUGGAUUUUAUACAUGCCUUCGUGUCAAUACUGGUUUUCGGAGCUGUUGCACUCUUUGAUCAAGAUGUGGUGAACUGCUUCUACCCUAUGCCAUCAGACGAGACCAAAGAGCUCCUCACAGCAAUGCCAGUCGGGAUAGGGGUCAUUUGCAGUAUGUUGUUUGUUGUGUUCCCUACCAAACGCCACGGAAUUGGUUUUCCCCUCACUGCUAAUUAGAAUUUUGUGUGUGUAUAGUUCCAUUCAUCUUGUCAUUGUAAGACUUUUCUCAAGUGUCUGAAUUAUUCUUCCUCCUAAGUUGAGAAAUAAGACAUUACCCUGCAACCAAACCACUAUAUUAGUCAGAUGUAGCCAGUCCAUGCCCUGAAAGCAUCACUGUGGAGAAUGACAACAUUGAUAUGAUGGUGCAAGGUGAUAAGCUGGUGUAGUUGUACGAAAGAAUGUGCACUUUUUACAACAGUAACUAAAAUUCAGAAUCUUUGCAAAUUACAAAAAGAAUGUAAACUUUUUUACACCAGGAACUAAUAUUCAGGAUCUUUGC
Cornus florida is the source of this 969-nucleotide messenger RNA. RefSeq names its product protein DMP6-like. The transcript has a single exon. Gene Ontology annotation, biological process: endomembrane system organization. The record is from RefSeq and is a predicted model, not a curated record. Bases 12 to 647 code for a protein of 211 amino acids. NCBI's taxonomy places the organism in Eukaryota, Viridiplantae, Streptophyta, Magnoliopsida, Cornales, Cornaceae.